Messenger RNA from Uloborus diversus, 1809 nucleotides. Its product is annotated as dihydrolipoyllysine-residue succinyltransferase component of 2-oxoglutarate dehydrogenase complex, mitochondrial-like. The coding region runs from base 51 to 1481 and encodes 476 amino acids. The transcript is spliced from 14 exons. Lineage: Eukaryota; Metazoa; Arthropoda; Arachnida; Araneae; Uloboridae. The record is from RefSeq and is a predicted model, not a curated record. Gene Ontology annotation, biological process: tricarboxylic acid cycle. Gene Ontology annotation, cellular component: oxoglutarate dehydrogenase complex. Gene Ontology annotation, molecular function: dihydrolipoyllysine-residue succinyltransferase activity.
UCUGGCAAGGGAGACAGACUAGACUUAUUUACGAUUGCAGAAGAAAGAUCAUGGCUGGAAUUUGCGGUUGCUCAUCUCGAUUAUUAACAAAAACUUUAAAAUCUGCUUCCAGUAUUCACUUUUCAAGAAUAAAUUUCAAGAAUAAAUCCCAGUGGCGUAUACAAUAUUGUUCUAGAUUGUUAUUUUCAACAAAGCAGUCUUCAGAAAAACUAUGUUUUCAAAACCUCACUUAUUGCCGAACUGUGGCUAGGUCACCGAGAAAAAAUUCUCAGUUCUAUUAUUUACAUACAAGUCAAAAUUUAAGAAAUGAAAUACGAGAAAUUAAAGUUCCACAGUUGGCUGAAUCUCUAAGUGAAGGAGACAUCCGAUGGGAUAAAGCUGUUGGUGAUCAGGUUGCUGAAGAUGAUGUGAUAUGUGAAGUUGAGACAGACAAAACUUCAGUGCCCAUCCAUGCACCAGCAGCUGGUGUAAUUGAGGAGAUUCUUGUGGAAGAUGGUGCAACAGUUCAACCAGGGAUGAGCAUCUGCAAACUCAGAGUUGGAGCUGGGAAAGGUGCACCAGCUGCAAAAGAAGAAUCUGCUUCUGUCCCUAAAACUCCUGAGCCAGAAACUUCUCCAAAAACACCUAGCACUGAGGAAAGUGUGCCUAUACCUACUACACCACCUCCUGCUCCACCAAAACCUAGUGCACCUGUGUCAUCUAAACCAGUGUCCUCAAUUAAAAUACCAGUAACGCCUACACCAUUACCUCCCGGACAAGCAGAAUCUACUAUUACUGGAACUAGAACAGAACAACGAGUUAAAAUGAACCGCAUGAGGCAGCGCAUUGCUCAAAGAUUAAAAGAAGCACAAAACACUUAUGCAAUGUUGACCACAUUUAAUGAAAUUGAUAUGUCGAAUAUUAUAGAAAUGAGAAAUUCACAUAAAGAUGCUUUUCUGAAGAAACAUAAUAUAAAACUGGGAUUUAUGUCAGCUUUUGUGAAAGCAGCAACAUAUGCCUUGCAAGAUCAACCCAUAGUUAAUGCUGUCAUUGAUGAAGGAGAAAUUGUUUACAGAGAUUAUAUUGAUAUCAGUGUUGCUGUUGCUACACCAAAGGGCUUAGUUGUUCCUGUUAUUAGAAAUCUUGGGAAAAUGAAUUAUGCUGACAUAGAAAAAGCAAUUCAUGCUUUAGGUGAAAAGGCACGUACUGGAGCACUUGCUAUUGAAGAUAUGGAUGGAGGGACAUUUACAAUCAGCAACGGUGGCGUGUUUGGUUCAUUAUAUGGCACACCUAUCAUAAACCCACCCCAGUCUGCAAUAUUAGGGAUGCAUGCUAUUGUCGAGAGGCCUGUAGCCAUCAAAGGAAAGGUUGAAAUAAGACCGAUGAUGUAUGUUGCAUUAACAUAUGACCACCGUCUCAUUGAUGGUCGUGAAGCUGUCCUUUUCCUUCGAAAGAUCAAAGCUGCAGUAGAAGAUCCUAGAAUAAUGCUUUUGGACAUUUAAAAAAUUGUAUAUUUAUUUAUAGAGUUUAGUUAGUCCUGAAAGAAAGACUGGAGCUUAAGGACUAGACAUGUUUUUCAAUUGUGUUUCUAUUAUGCUUUAAGACCUACACAUUUCAGUUGAUUCAUUCCAUCACCAAUUUACUGCUGAGUUGGGAAAAGCAGGGAAAUUCAAUUGAAACUUGAAUAUUCUUCAAAGGAUCCUAUGUUGUGUUCUUUCUUUUGAAGAUGAGGAGUUAUUUUGAUAAUGGUCUUGAAAAGAACCAGAAUUGUUCAAUGAAUUACUUGACCCCCACAUCCAAAAAUUAAAUAAAAUUGUGAAACAUUUGAAA